Molecule: messenger RNA, 1101 nt
Organism: Exophiala bonariae
Lineage: Eukaryota; Fungi; Ascomycota; Eurotiomycetes; Chaetothyriales; Herpotrichiellaceae
Exons: 2
Coding region: 1-1101 (366 amino acids)
Source: RefSeq, a predicted model, not a curated record
AUGGCAGACAUUUACAGUGAGGCGAUUCUCGUCAUAUCGGCAGCCAACGCAAAUCAUGUCGGCUUUGGCUUUUUGAACGAAAGGUCUGGCUCCCGAACUUUCAAGAACAAACUUCAGAAAUAUCCUAAUGAUCCAACUCAUCUUUUGGUCCAAGAACCCACCACGCACGGCAACAUUCUAGGAGAUCCGACUUUGGAGCAGCAAUGGCCUGUCUUCCGUCGUGCUUGGACUUUGCAGGAGCGACUUCUAGCCACAAGAUUGGUCCAUUUUGCUGCUGGAGAAGUCAUUUGGGAAUGUGCAAGUACUUGUGCAUGUGAAUGCGGUCAUCUUGAAGCAACGAACGCUGUCACUUCGAGAAAACGAUACGAUCUUUCAAGUCUAGAGCUAUUGACAGCGGUUGAACGAGCCAAUCGAUGGGACGAACUGGCCUUGUCCUAUCAAAAUCGACAUAUAUCAAAGGACAAAGAUCGCCUUUCGGCGCUGUCUGGUCUUGCACACCGCUUUCAAUCGGAAUGCCUCGGGGAUUACCUGGCAGGAUUGUGGUCAAACUUUGCAUUGGGGAUGCUGCUGUGGGAAGUGAAGCAAGGUCGAAAAUCAACCGAGUAUGUCGCACCGAGCUGGUCUUGGGCCUCCUUCCAAGGCCGUCUAACUCGCAAUGAUGCUAUACAGCACAACAGUGAAUUUAAGGCGGUCUUGGAAGAAGCAUAUUGUGCACCAGCCACUACUGAUCCGCACGGCGCGAUUGUUCUGCAGUCCGGGUUCAUGAGGAUUCACUCACCUGCUAUCGAUGGUGUUAUUGUUCGAGACCCCCUGAAUGGUCACCCAAUGAUACAACUCAUCUCAGAAUUACAGGCAUUUCUAGUGGCCGAUGUACAAAUCGUGGAGUCGCAAAUUGGUGGAACCGUUAAAUGCCUCUUCCUUCGAGGUCUUGAAACCGGAUCUUCUGGUCGUUAUGUAGAAGCAUUGAUCCUAACAGUCUCUAGGAAUCUGGUUGAUUAUGAGCGGUUGGGCAUUGCUCAUAUUCCCAGUCACUCAUUUGACGAGGACAACUUGCUGCGGGUGGAAGUGCCAUUGUCUUUGCAGACAGUCAACAUCGUUUGA